GUCGGGGCGCGCGUCCGCCAUAGACUGUCCGGGACCGGCCCCGGCGGCCCGACUCAGCCUUCCUCCCGGUCUCUGGCGGGCCGGCGGCGGGGGGGGCUUCUUGACGGGCCGGGCGGCUUCCCCAGCCUCGCGCCCCUCGGAUGCGCGGGUCCGGGUUGUGGCGGGAGCCCCCGGGCGCUGCGCCCUGCCGGCUCGCCGCCUCCCGCCGCGCACGCGCCGGCCCCUCCCCCCGCCCGCCGCACGUUGGGUGGGGUGGGAGGGCGGGGCCGGUUUAGGGCUCGGGGGCCGCAGGGGGCAGAGGUCAAGGGUCACGCAGGGUCUGUCGGAUGGGCGGGGCGCGGAGGCCGUAACGGAGCCCCAGGUCAAGUGUUGAAGCCGGUGGACUGAGGCGGCGGCCGGGGCCCCGGGAGUCGGUCAAAGGCAGCGCCGCGGCCGAGGAGUUUACUUCAACGCUGGGCAGGCACUUCCGGACUCCGGGCGCGAUUCCCCGCACUACGGCGGCACCGUGGAAGUGCAGACUUUCACAGGGGGUGUGGUCUCAGCUCACACAGGUGCUCCAGAGGCCAGUGGACCUGAACGGAGGCUGGGCCGCCCUAGUGGGCCCCGGGCCCUGGAAGGCGGGUCCCGGUGGCUGGUGGCCCAGAAUGAGGCCAGCUCCCAGCAUGCCCUGCAGCCGGACACCAGCCCCUCUGCCAGCAGCAGUGGUGACAACGACCCCAUCAUUCUUCAGGCAUCCAAAGAGGAGCCUGGGAGUGGGACCAUGCAGAGCAGCCCCUCCCCUGUUCACCCUCAGCUCCCAAUCCUCCAGACACAGAUGGUGUCGGACGGCAUGACAGGCAGCAAUCCUGUGUCCCCUGCCUCAUCUAGCUCUGCAGCCUCUAGUGGGGCAGGUGGCAUCUCCCCCCAACACAUAGCUCAAGAUUCCUCUUUGGAUGGACCUCCAGGGCCCCCAGAUGGCACCCCAGUGGCCCUGGAGGGGCUCAGCUUACCCCAUGCUGCUGACCUGGCUAACAAGGGCCCGAAGUGGGAGAAGAGCCACGCUGAGAUUGCGGAACAGGCCAAACACGAAGCUGAGAUUGAGACUCGCAUUGCUGAGCUGCGGAAAGAGGGUUUCUGGUCACUGAAGAGGCUGCCUAAAGUGCCAGAGCCUCCCCGCCCCAAAGGCCACUGGGACUAUCUGUGUGAGGAGAUGCAGUGGCUGUCUGCUGACUUCGCUCAGGAGCGACGUUGGAAGCGAGGUGUGGCCCGAAAGGUGGUGCGCAUGGUAAUCAGACACCAUGAGGAGCAGCGGCAGAAAGAGGAACGGGCCCGGAGGGAGGAGCAGGCCAAGCUGCGUCGAAUCGCCUCCACCAUGGCUAAGGACGUCAGGCAGUUCUGGAGUAACGUGGAGAAAGUGGUGCAAUUCAAGCAACAGUCCCGACUGGAAGAAAAGCGCAAAAAAGCUCUAGACCUGCAUCUGGAUUUUAUCGUGGGGCAAACGGAAAAGUACUCAGACCUCUUGUCCCAGAGCCUCAACCAGCCUCUAGCCUCCAGCAAAGCUGGCUCUUCCCCUUGCCUUGGGUCUUCCUCAGCUGCCUCUAGCCCUCCACCCCCCGUUUCCCGACUGGAUGAUGAAGAUGGGGACUUCCAACCCCAAGAGGAGGAGGAAGAGGAUGAUGAGGAGACCAUUGAGGUUGAAGAACAACAGGAAGGCAAUGAUGCAGAGACCCAGAGGCGCGAGAUUGAGCUACUUCGACGUGAGGGAGAACUGCCGCUGGAAGAGCUGCUCCGUUCCCUCCCCCCUCAGCUGCUAGGAGGGCCUUCCAGCCCCUCAAGGACCCCCUCAUCUCAUGAUAGUGACACCCGAGAUGGGCCUGAGGAAGGCGGUGAAGAAGAACCCUCUCAGGUGUUGAAGGAAAAGCCCUCGACCCCUGCCUCACAGUGCAACAAAAAAGCAUGGCAUCCAGAUGAGGAUGAUGAAGAGUUCACUGCCAACGAGGAUGAAGCGGAAGAUGAAGAGGAUACCAUCGCAGCAGAGGAGCAGUUGGAAGGGGAGGUGGAUCAUGCCAUGGAAUUGAGCGACUUGGCUCGAGAAGGUGAGUUGUCUAUGGAGGAGCUGCUGCAGCAGUACGCAGGCGCCUAUGCUUCAGAUGCCUCUGCCCCAGACUCUGGGAGCAGUGAAGAGGAAGAGGAAGAGGAAGAUGAGGUUGAGGCUAACAGCUCUGAUUGUGAACCAGACAGGGCCACAGAAGCUGAAGAGGCUCAGGAGGAAAGCAGCAGUCAGUCAGACUCUGCUGAGGAGCAGACUGAGGAUGAGGAAGAUGAGCAUUCUGAGGAGGAUGAAACAACUGGAAGUUCUCAGUCGGAAGAAUCUGAAUCUGAUGAAUCUGAGGAGACUCAAUCACAGAGCCAAACAGAUGAGGAGGCGGAGGAGGAGGAAGAGGAGGAGGAGGAGGAAGAAGAUGACUGUGGCGUGGAGUACUUGCUUGCGAGGGAUGAAGAGCAAAGUGAAGCAGAUGGGGGCAGUGGGCCUCCCACCCCAGGGCCCACGACCACUCUAGGGCCUAAGAAAGAAAUUACUGACAUUGCUGCAGCAGCGGAAAGUCUCCAGCCCAAGGGAUAUACCUUGGCCACUACCCAGGUGAAGACACCCAUCCCCCUGCUCCUUCGGGGCCAGCUCCGGGAAUACCAACACAUUGGACUGGACUGGCUGGUCACGAUGUAUGAGAAGAAGCUCAACGGCAUCCUUGCUGAUGAGAUGGGGCUUGGCAAGACGAUCCAGACCAUCUCCCUGCUUGCCCACUUGGCUUGUGAGAAAGGUAACUGGGGUCCACAUUUGAUCAUUGUCCCCACUAGUGUGAUGUUGAACUGGGAGAUGGAACUAAAGCGUUGGUGCCCCAGCUUUAAAAUCCUCACUUACUACGGAGCCCAGAAGGAGAGGAAGCUCAAGCGGCAGGGCUGGACCAAGCCCAAUGCCUUCCAUGUGUGUAUCACAUCUUACAAGCUGGUGCUGCAGGACCAUCAGGCCUUCCGCCGCAAGAACUGGCGCUAUCUUAUUCUGGAUGAGGCACAGAACAUCAAAAACUUCAAGUCACAACGCUGGCAGUCACUGCUCAACUUCAACAGCCAGAGACGCCUGCUGCUUACUGGAACUCCACUGCAAAACAGUCUCAUGGAGCUAUGGUCUUUGAUGCAUUUUUUGAUGCCUCAUGUCUUCCAGUCUCAUCGAGAGUUCAAAGAAUGGUUCUCUAACCCCCUAACUGGCAUGAUUGAGGGCAGCCAGGAAUACAAUGAGGGGCUAGUCAAACGCCUCCACAAGGUUUUGCGACCAUUUUUGCUGCGCAGAGUUAAAGUGGAUGUUGAGAAGCAGAUGCCUAAAAAGUACGAGCACGUUAUUCGCUGCCGGCUCUCCAAGCGCCAGCGCUGUCUCUACGAUGACUUCAUGGCACAGACCACAACUAAGGAGACACUGGCCACAGGCCAUUUCAUGAGUGUCAUCAAUAUUUUGAUGCAGCUCCGAAAAGUGUGUAAUCACCCAAACCUCUUUGACCCUCGACCUGUCACCUCCCCCUUCAUCACCCCGGGCAUCUGCUUCAGCACUGCAUCUCUGGUACUGCGGGCCACUGACAUCCACCCCCUCCAGCGGAUAGACAUGGGUCGCUUUGAUCUUAUUGGCAUGGAGGGUCGUGUGUCUAGAUAUGAAACUGACACAUUUCUGCCACGAUACCGCCUCUCCCGCCGGGUCCUGCUAGAAGUGGCUAUUGCUCCUGACCCCCCACCACGACCAAAGCCGGUCAAGAUGAAGGUCAACAGGAUGCUGCAGCCAGUGCCCAAGCAAGAAGGUCGGACGGUAGUGGUGGUGAACAGUCCACGGAACCCUCUAGGCCCCGUCCCAGUUCGACCUCCUUCAGGCCCCGAGCUCUCAGCCCCACCUGCCCCUGGCCCAGUUCCUCCAGCGAUGCCAGCACCACUGAUGGCGUCCACCUCACCUGCUGGGACCCCACAUAUUCCAACAUCCCGGCCUCCUGGCCCUGUUCUACUGCCCCCACUGCAGCCAAACAGUGGGGCACUCCCUCAGGUGUUGCCAUCUACCCUAGGGGUCCUGAGUGGGACCUCACGGCCUCCUACGCCAACCCUGUCCCUGAAGCCAGCCCCACCGGCCCCCGUUCGCUUGAGCCCUGCUCCACCACCAGGCUCCUCGAGCCUGUUGAAGCCUUUGACAGUGCCACCAGGCUACACCUUUCCUUCUGCUGCUCCUGCUGCCACCACCACCACCCCUGCCGCCAUAGCCACUGCUGCCACCACAGCAGUGCCAGCUCCUCCUCCUGUGCCACAGCGCCUCAUCCUGUCUCCGGAUAUGCAGGCUCGCCUACCCUCAGGCGAAGUGGUCAGCAUCGGGCAGUUGGCCUCACUGGCUCAGCGUCCAGUGACGAGUGCAGGGGGUAGCAAGCCUCUCACCUUCCAAAUCCAGGGCAACAAGCUGACUUUGACUGGUGCCCAGGUGCGCCAACUUGCUGUGGGGCAGCCCCGCCCGCUGCAAAUGCCACCAACCAUGGUGAAUAACACAGGCGUGGUGAAGAUUGUAGUAAGACAGGCCCCUCGGGAUGGACUGACUCCUGUUCCUCCAUUGGCUCCAGCGCCCCGGCCACCCAGCUCUGGGCUUCCAGCUGUGUUGACUCCACGUCCCACAAUAACACCUGGUCGACUACCCACACCUACCCUGAGUACUGCCCGGGCCUCCAUACCCACGCCCACUAUGGUGAGGCCUCUCCUCAAGCUGGUCCACAGUCCGCCUGAAAUUAGUGCUUCAGCACCCGGAGCUGCUCCCCUGACCGUCUCCUCUUCUCUUCCUGGGCCAGCCUCUUCUCCAGUGCCAGUUCCCAAUUCCUCUCCCCUCACAAGUCCUGUGUCCUCUACAGUUCCAGUGUCAUCUUCACUGCCUGUCUCUGUCGCCUCCACACUUCCUGUCCAAGCCUCGGCUCCACUCACCAUCCCCAUCUCAGCCCCUCUGCCUGUUUCGGCUUCAGGGACAACACUAUUGAGCACCAUGACUCCAACACUGGCACCCGUUGUCUCAGCAGCUCCUGGACCCUCUUUGACAGCAGCUGGGCCUUCCCCAUCCGCAUCACCCUUGACUCUAGGCUUGGCCACAACAGCAUCCUUGUCCCCAUCUCAGGCACCUGCUCACCCUCUGUUGUUGGCUCAGACCUCUUCACAUGUUCCGGGCUUGAACUCAGCUGUGGCUCCAGCAUGUUCACCUGUCCUGGUGCCAGCUUCGGCUCUGGCUAGUCCUUUCCCAGCAGCACCAAACCCAGCGCCAGCUCAGGCUUCCCUUCUGGCUUCAGGAUCUUCAGCAUCUCAGGCUCUGGCCCCCUCUCUGGCUCCCAUGGCAACUCCACCAACAGCAGUCCUGGCUCCUCCGGCUCCUUCUCUGACUCCUCUUCCAGUCCUGUCCCCGUCAUUGGGUCCUGCUCCGAUCCUGGCUCCAUCACAGACUCCGGUUCCAGUUUUGGCUUCUUCAUCUACUUCAGGAACUCCCUUAGCCUCCGCGUCUUCAUUGGCGUCAGCCUCGACGACGGUGUUGGCGCCAUCCACUCAAACUAUGGUACCAACCCCAGUCCCGUCAGCUCUUCCGAGCCCAAUUUCCAUGCAGACGUUGACCUUGGCCCCAGCUUUAGCAUCUACUCUUGGUGGCUCAUCUCCAUCUCAAACACUCUCCAUGGGAACAGGGAACCCCCAGGGCUCGUUUCCAGCGCAGACAUUGUCAUUGACUCCAACAUCACCCCUCGUACCAGCCCCAGCCCAGACACUGUCCCUGGCACCAGGACCACCACCGGGUCCCACCCAGGCACUGUCUCUGGCUCCAGCACCUCCUCUGGCUCCAGUUUCUCCAGUGGGGCCAGCUCCGGCUCACACACUAACCCUGGCUCCAGUAUCAUCUGCUUCACUCCUGGCCCCGGCUUCAGUGCAGACAUUGACGUUGAGCCCGGCUCCCAGUCCGCUGUCCACCUUGGGCCCAGCUGCAGCUCAGACUCUGGCACUGGCCCCAGCCUCUGCACAGUCUUUAGCUCCCCAGGCGUCCUCCCUUGUUUCAACAUCUGGUGUCUCCCCCUUGCCUGUCACCAUGGUAUCCCGACUGUCUGUUCCCAAGGAUGAGCCUGAGACACUGACAUUGCGCUCUGGUCCCCCGAGCCCUCCUUCCCCUGCUACCUCGUUCAGUGGUCCCCGGCCUCGACGCCAGCCCCCCCCACCACCUCGUUCCCCUUUCUAUCUGGACUCUCUGGAAGAAAAGCGGAAGCGGCAGCGGUCUGAACGCUUGGAACGGAUUUUCCAACUUAGUGAGGCUCAUGGGGCCCUGGCACCCAUGUAUGGGACUGAAGUCCUGGAUUUUUGUACCCUGCCCCAACCUGUUGCCAGCCCCAUCGGCCCUCAUUCUCCUGGCCCCAGCCACCCCACCUUUUGGACUUAUACCGAGGCUGCCCGCCAGGCUGUACUGUUUCCCCAGCAACGACUAGACCAGCUGUCAGAAAUCAUUGAGAGGUUCAUCUUUGUCAUGCCUCCUGUGGAGGCACCUCCCCCUUCCCUGCAUGCCUGCCACCCACCUCCUUGGCUGGCUCCACGUCAGGCAGCCUUCCAGGAGCAAUUGGCCUGUGUGCUCUGGCCCAGGGCUCGUCCUUUGCACCGUAUUGUGUGUAACAUGCGCACCCAGUUCCCUGACUUGAGGCUCAUCCAGUAUGAUUGUGGAAAGUUGCAAACGCUGGCAGUGCUGUUGCGACAGCUCAAGGCAGAAGGCCACCGGGUGCUCAUCUUUACCCAGAUGACCCGAAUGCUAGAUGUAUUGGAACAGUUUCUCACCUACCACGGCCACCUCUACUUGCGUCUGGAUGGAUCUACAAGAGUUGAACAGAGACAGGCCUUGAUGGAAAGAUUCAAUGCAGACAAGCGCAUAUUCUGCUUCAUCCUUUCAACUCGGAGUGGGGGUGUGGGUGUGAACCUGACAGGAGCAGACACUGUUGUUUUCUAUGACAGCGACUGGAAUCCCACCAUGGAUGCUCAGGCCCAGGAUCGCUGUCACCGUAUUGGCCAGACUCGAGAUGUCCACAUCUAUAGGCUUAUAAGUGAGCGGACAAUAGAGGAGAACAUUCUGAAAAAGGCAAAUCAGAAGAGAAUGUUGGGAGACAUGGCCAUUGAGGGAGGCAACUUUACCACAGCCUACUUUAAACAGCAGACCAUCCGAGAGCUGUUUGAUAUGCCCCUGGAGGAGCCUGCUGGCUCGUCUGUGUCCUCUGCCCCUGAAGAGGAGGAAGAAACGGUGGCCAGCAAGCAGACCCAUAUCCUGGAGCAGGCGUUGUGUCGAGCAGAGGAUGAGGAAGACAUCCGUGCCGCCACGCAGGCCAAAGCUGAACAGGUGGCUGAGCUCGCAGAAUUCAACGAGAAUGACGGGUUUCCUGCUGGUGAGAGUGAAGAGAACAGUCGACCUGGGGCGGAGGAUGAAGAAGUAUCUCGGGCUGAACAAGAAAUUGCUGCCCUUGUCGAGCAGCUGACCCCCAUUGAGCGCUAUGCCAUGAAAUUCCUCGAAGCCUCGCUGGAAGAGGUGAGCCGAGAGGAGCUUAAGCAGGCAGAAGAACAAGUGGAAGCUGCCAGAAAGGACCUGGACCAAGCCAAGGAGGAGGUGUUCCGCCUACCCCAGGAGGAGGAAGAGGGGUCAGGGGCUGGUGAUGAGGUUUCCUGUGGGACUGGUGGGGGCAGCCACCGCCGAAGUAAGAAGGCCAAGGCCCCCGAGAGGCCAGGAACUCGUGUCAGCGAGCGUCUUCGUGGAGUCCGGGCAGAGAUUCAAGGGUCCAACCACACUCCUGUCACAUCCUCCCCUCAUAUCUGCAGCACCUCCACACCCUCUCGUAGUCCUGCUAGAGAACGAGUUCCACGGCCAGCACCUAGGCCUCGACCCUCUCCACCUUCCUCUGUAAUCCCAGUCCCUGCCCCCAUCCCUGUCCCUGACCCCGUCCCCAACCCUGUCCCCAUCCCCGUCCCCAUCCCUGUUGCUGCCCCCGCCCCCGCGCCCAUGCCCAUUUCAGCUCCAAGUCCAAUAACCAUGCUCCCUGUCCAUGUCUUGCCUUCUCCCCCUCUUCCUCCUCCACAGGUCCCUCCUCCUUGCUCUUCUGUCUGCACUCCUCCUCCUGCCUGCACACCGCCUCCUGCUCAUACCCCACCACCAGCUCAUACCCCACCACCAGCUCAUACCCCACCACCAGCUCAUACCCCACCACCAGCUCAUACCCCACCUCCAAAUCAAACCUCUCUCUUAACUCCUUCCUCUCCUCUCCUGCCUGAUUUGCCUUCUGCACCUGUCUCGCCGCCAGUCCCCACCAUCGCCAUGGGCCCGGGCCCUGAGGCAGAGCUGUGUGCUCAAGCCUCAGCAUCUGCUGAGCCUCUGGAACUGGCUGAUCAAACCAGUUCCGAAGCUUCUGCGCUUAGUCUUGUGCCCCCUAAGGAUUUGUCACCACUUGCCAUUGAGACCCUGCCUGUGUUGGAGGAGAACCUUUCUCUUAUCUCUUCUACACCCAGCCCAAAGCUAGAGGCCGGCAGCAUCCCCAGCAGCAUCCCCAACGGUCAAGAGCAGGAGGUGCUGGAGCCUGCCCAGGGGACCAUCCCCCCAGUGCUGCCUGAUGGUGAGGAGGUUCCCACGGGCCUGAGUGAGAGCAAUGGCUUGGAGCUCCCGCCCUCAGCAGCAUCUGAUGAGCUACUGCAGGAGCCACUGGAGAAUGCUAAGAAUGCAGAAGAGCCAGUAGAGACCCAGACUCCAACCUCCAGCCCAGAGAAGCCACAAGAAUUUGCUUCAGUUGAGGUCACAGUCCCAUCAACCUCAUCCUCAGCCACCUCCUCACCUGAGGGCCCUUCACCUGCCCGGCCCCCUCGGCGUCGCACCAGUGCUGAUGUAGAAAUCAGGGGUCAGGGGGCUGGCCAGCAUGGGCAGCCUCCAGGACCCAAAGUGCUUCGAAAGCUCCCAGGACGCCUAGUGACUGUGGUGGAGGAGAAAGAGCUGGUGAGGCGGCGGCGACAGCAUCGGGGAGCGGCCAGUGUCCUAGUGCCUGGGGCCUGCCCGGGAAGUCCAUCUGCCCGCAGCACGUCGGGGCCAGAGUUCUCACCUCACACCAGUGGACCCUGCAAAGCUGCUCCCCCAUCCACACUGCCCACCCCAACCCAGCAGCCCUACAUAGCUCGCCGCCGCAUUGAGUUGGGGGUUCCUGGUGGGAGCAGUCCAGAGAACGGGGAAGGGACACUGCUUGCCGUCACUCCCCCUGCUGUGAAGCGUCGGAGGGGCAGGCCUCCCAAGAAGAAUAGAUCUCCCGCAGAUGCUAGACGAGGGGUAGAUGAUGCACCUCUGUCCACCUCCAAGGGGAAAACCAACGGAGCUGACUCGGUCCCUGCAGCUGAAACCCUGACUGUCGCAGAGCCUGUCCCAGAACCCCAGCGUGUUCCUUCACCCCAGCCCCUAAGGCCCCGGUCAGCUCAUAGACCUAAGCCCAUCAUCCUCUCACCUGUGGAGAAGAAAAGGCGUGGGCGGCCCCCUAAGGCUCGAGAGUUGCCUACUCCUGGAACCACUUUCUCUCCAGGGGAUGGCAGCUUGGAGAGUCGGACACAGCCACUCCCAUCACCACCACCUCCUCCCCCGCCCCUGCCACCACCACCACCACCACCCCCUCCGCCACUGCUGUCUAGCCCCACUGCUCCUGUGGCCAACACUGUCACCAAUCUCACCAUUUCAACAUCCCCACCCAAGCGGAAGCGAGGCCGGCCACCCAAGAAUCCACCAUCACCUCGUCCCAGCCAGCUCCCUGUCUUGGACCGUGACAGCUCCUCUGUCCUGGAGAGUUGUGGAUUGGGAAGGAGGCGGCAACUCCAGGGCCAGGCGGAGAGUGAGGGCAGUUCCUCUGAUGAGGAUGGAAGCCGUCCCCUCACCCGCCUGGCCCGACUACGACUUGAAACUGAGGGAGUCCGGGGACGGAAGGGUGAAGGGUCCACGGUGGUGGCCGUGAUUCAAGAUGACCUGGAUUUGGCAGAGAGCAGCCCAGGCGGGUUAGAAUUGACGCCUCCCAUGGUCUCUUUAGCUCCGAAACUGCGUUCCACCCGGCUGCGUCCAGGGUCUCUAGUACCCCCACUAGAAACAGAGAAGGUGCCUCGCAAGCGGGCAGGGGCCCCACUCGGCGGGGGACCAGGGCUGGCAAAGAGGGGUCGUCUGCAGCCACAUAGUCCCCUUGGGCCAGAGGGUUCAGUAGAGGAAUCUGAGGCUGAAGCCUCCGGUGAGGAGGAGGAGGGGGAUGAGACCCCUCGCCGACGACCUGGCCCCCGCCGGCUUGUUGGGGUCAUCAACCAAGGGGACCAGCGCAUCCUGCGCAGCAGUGCCCCUUCCCACUUGACUAGCCCUGCUGUUAGUCACAGAGGCCGGAAGGCCAAGACGUGAGUGACCUGCCCUCCUCCCGGGCUUCCCACCAUGGCCCCUCUCCCUCCACAACCAGGCCUGGCUCUGCUAACCACUACUUGAAGUCUUUUGAGGGGGAAACAAACCUCCAUGGAGACAUAGGGGCCUUCUCCCUUCCCACCAAAGUAGGGGGUAGGCAACUGGUUGUCGUGGAAACGGGGCUCUUCACUGACCCCCUUCCCUUCCACCCCAUGUGGCUGGGCAGUGUUAAAGGGUGGCAAGAUAGUUUCUGUCCCCACCCCCUUGUACUUGACUCCCCGGCUAUCUUUCAAGCCCCCUCCCCCGCCCUUAGGGGAAGGGGGAGGGGCUUCUCUACAAUGAGGUUUUUUUUUUUUUUUUUAAGAAGAAAAAAUAAUAAACUUAGUUUCUGUAUGAG
Molecule: messenger RNA, 10835 nt
Organism: Erinaceus europaeus (western European hedgehog)
Lineage: Eukaryota; Metazoa; Chordata; Mammalia; Eulipotyphla; Erinaceidae
Gene: SRCAP
Product: Snf2 related CREBBP activator protein
Exons: 33
Coding region: 761-10441 (3226 amino acids)
Cellular component (GO): Swr1 complex
Molecular function (GO): ATP hydrolysis activity; ATP binding; DNA binding
Source: RefSeq, a predicted model, not a curated record